GGGAUGCACCUCACUACGUGGUCAAUCUUAACGCCUUCAACUCAGAUGACCCAGCUACUAGCAAUUCUGCACUGGACAGUCUGGCUACCUUGCCGGUCGGCGGCCCCCUGCCAUCUAUCAGUACUCCCGGCACUAUUUCACAUGAUGGAACGUCGUCCCCGUCAACUUCGAUUCCUGCGACACAACCUUACCUCAGACCAAUGGGAAGAAGCCGAGGUCGAGGAAGAACACGUUUCAACCCGGUUCCUCUUGACGAUGUCAUGGAAAAGAAAAUCAUGACAUUUGAAGGGAGGGACUGUGUGCAACAUUUAGAAGAACUUCAGAAACUUUUCCCGCGCUUUAAGCGGGCUCAUAUCAAUCGUGUUUUCACUCGGAACAUGCUGAACUUUGACAAAACGUUUCAGCAGCUUAAUGAACAAAACAAUAAGGAAAUAGCCAAAGUUGCAAGCGUUCGUUUGGUCCAGGCGAACAAACCGGAUACAAAACGUCCGGGUCCGAAGGGGAAGUCUGAUAUAACUCCACUCAACCCGCAAAGUUUUUUGUACUUGGACGUUCCCCUCGGCCGAUGUCCACCACAUAUUGCCAGCACCCUUUACCGAAGGGUCAUUGUUAAUCCUGACGGUUCAGUAGAGUCAGCAGAUGAACACGAAAACCGCUAUCUUGAUAUGAAUGGUAUUAAGGUUAAGCGGCCGCUUCUUCCGCCGGUUCUUCCGCCCCCGCCCAGACCUACCCAAGAC
Dicrocoelium dendriticum is the source of this 737-nucleotide messenger RNA. NCBI's taxonomy places the organism in Eukaryota, Metazoa, Platyhelminthes, Trematoda, Plagiorchiida, Dicrocoeliidae. The record is from the annotation of a GenBank genome assembly.